GAGGGAUAUUGACAUUUUUAUCUGCUGUACUCAGACGGGUAAACAACGAAGCAGGUUGUUGGAAGGUCGCUGCUGUGAGCCUGGCGGAAUCACUUUCCCUUUAUUUUCCUAGCCUCCUGGUGAACCCAAGAUCUGCGGGAGAUCACAGGCGGGAUGUUCAGCGAUCCAACAGCAGAGGGUUACAGCGGGAGGGGAUAUCAGGGUUGGAAACAUGGUGGAAAAACUGGAAAAAGAUCUGAGUCGCUGACAGAAGAGGAAGAUGACACGUCAGGACCAUCAGACCACGGGAGCGGGGAGGGUGUGUCAGUGGCAGCCACCUCUCUGCUGGGCUUCCUCAGCUCUCCUUCUGGGAACUACAGCCCGUCACCUGGGGGGCCAUUCUCCGCCUUAACACCCAGCAUGUGGCCGCAGGACAUACUGGCCAAGAUAGCUCAGACGGAAGACUCGGAAGGCCAACCCGAGUUCAGAUAUGAUGAAUUUGGCUUCCGUGUAGAGGAGGAAGAUGCUGCAGAGCCUAUGUCCAACAAGUUACUGAGCACCCCGCUGACAGAGGAUCCACAGAACAGGCUGAAGUGGCAGGCCUACCUGGAGUUCACACAUAACCACGAGGUGGGCGAUCUCACGUGGGACAAGAUCGAGGCCACGCUACAGAAGUCUGAGAAACUGAACCAGCUGGCGAUGUCAGGCAUCCCCCACAGCAUGAGGGAACAGCUGUGGCUCAGGUUGUCUGGGGCUCUACAGAAGAAAGUGGGAAGUGAGACAUCAUACAAGGACAUAGUAAAGGCUAGUUCAGAUGACAACUCCCUGACAGCCAAGCAGAUAGAGAAGGACCUGCUGAGGACCAUGCCCAGUAACGCCUGCUUCUCUGACAAGGGCAGCACGGGCAUCCCCCGGCUCAGGAGGAUACUGCGGGGCCUGGCCUGGCUGUACCCGGACAUCGGCUACUGCCAGGGCACCGGCAUGAUUGCUGCGUGUCUGCUGCUGUUUAUGGAGGAAGAGGAAGCAUUCUGGAUGAUGUGUGCCAUUGUGGAGGACCUGGUCCCUGCAUCCUACUUCUCUUCAUCCCUCAUUGGUGUACAGGUAACCAGCAUUCUGUACAUGCCGCGUACGCUCCACUGGUUCCAGAGAGCCUUCGCCAGCGUGGUGCACAUCAAGCUCCUGCUGCGCCUCUGGGACCUCUUCUUCUACGAGGGCUCCAUCAUUCUCUUCAAGAUCACCUUGGGCAUGCUGAAAAUGAAGGAAGAAGAACUGUGUGAGCUGGAGAACUCAGCAGCCAUCUUCAACGCCUUGUCAGACAUUCCAGGGGACAUACAGGAUGUUGAUGAACUCAUAGAGAUGGCCAUGCAGACAUCAGGCUCCCUGACAGACGUGGUGUUGGAGGCUCACAGGAGGAAACACCUGGCCUACCUCAUGGCCGACCAGGGACAGAUCAUCAACCCUGACACGACUGCAACUAACCUGCCUAAACAGCAACUUGUGAAAAGAAGACUUUCUAGAAGUAGAUCUUUCAUUGGGUCAUUACUAUUUGGUGAAGAGGAGCAGUCAGAAGUGGUGAAGGCCAAAAACAUCAAACAAACAGAAAUGGUGUCCAACCUGAGAGAAGCUAUCCUACAGAUAGCCAAACACUUCCAGUCCAUAGAUCCAAAGAACUGCAAUGUAGACCUGCAGGCAGACUACUCGCUGGAGAGCCACAAACAGGACCACGAGAACUUCGUCAACGUGUCCCGCAACAGGAGGAGACGAGCCAAGGCCCUGCUGGACUUCGAGAGGCACGAUGAUGAUGAGUUAGGGUUCAGGAAAAAUGACAUCAUCACUAUUAUCUCUCAGAAGGAUGAGCACUGUUGGGUGGGAGAGCUGAAUGGCCUGAGAGGGUGGUUCCCAGCCAAGUUUGUAGAGCUGCUGGAUGAAAGAAGUAAACUUUACACAACAGCUGGGGAUGACCAAGUCACAGAGGCAAUCACAGACCUGGUCAGAGGAACGUUAUGUCCAGCGUUAAAGAUGAUUUUUGACCACGGUUUGCGACAGCCGUCCAUCCUGGGGAGAACCUGUCACCCCUGGUUAUUCAUCGAGGAGGCUGCUCAGAGAGAAGUGGAGAAGGACUUUGACUCAGUUUACUCCCGACUGGUACUGUGUAAAACGUACAGGUUGGAUGAAGAUGGGAAGGUGUUGACUCCAGAGGAGCUGCUCUACAGAGCCGUGCAGUCUGUGAACAUGACUCAUGACACAGCACAUGCGUGUAUGGAUGUGAAGUUUAGAUCAUGGAUCUGCUAUGGACUGAAUGAGCAGGUGCUGCACCUGUGGCUGGAGGCGCUGUGCUCCUGCGACCCUGCUGUGGAGAAGUGGUACCACAGCUGGUCCUUCCUGCGCAGCCCUGGAUGGGUGCAGAUCAAGUGUGAGCUCAGACUUCUGUCCAAGUUCUCCUUCAACCUGUCCCAGGACUGGGAGUUGCCCAACAAGAAGGAGGCAGCCCCAACAGUGUCCCAGCCGCUGAAGGAAGGUGUGCGGGACAUGCUGGUCAAGCAUCAUCUCUUUAGCUGGGAGUUGUGAGCAACUGAUGAUGUCAUGCUUCCCAUCACGCACCAGGCUCCUGCUCUCCCACAAUGGAUCGACUAGGUUUUCUUGAUUACGCUUUUCAAUUGUAAGCCGCAUACUGGUCCGGUUAACUUCAUUCUGCUUCAAGAGCGGGAAGAACUCCAACAGAUACAUCAACAGACAUGUUAAAAUCUUUUCUGUUCAAAACUGAGACAGCACAAGUUGAAAUCUUCCCAACUUGAAAUGGUCAUGUAAAAUAACUUCCAGUUAGAGCUUUGUACAUUAAGAGUACCUGUGAGCAUGCCAUGUAAUUGGCUGACAAUUGUAUGUUAAACAGCUGUCUGACUAACAUUCUCUACGGUAGAUGUUCCAAGGAAUCACAACAUUCCAUACUUGUGAGGUAGCUAUAUGUAUCUCGAAACUAUAUGAAUUCUGUAUCAUGUUGGUGACCUACCAGUAUAUACGCAUAUAGCUAAGUUAUGUAAAAUAUGUCAGUGUUAUAAAUUAAUUGCACUCUUCAGUGUCAUACCAAAAUUCCAUUUGUGCUAAUCUAGCCUGUUUUCAGGUGCUCUGUAGUCAUAACUUCCAGAUUUCCAUGAUUGUAACCCAGCUACAUGUAUAGAAUAAUAAUCUUACAGUUUUGGGAAUAGCUAAUGAUGUAUACAGAACUCAGAAUAUUACACAGUAUUUGUUUCUACUAUAGCAGUUAGGUAAUCUUAUUAUAUGUGUCAUUUGAUAUAUAGAAAGGAUUUGACCACUUAGCUUCUAACAAUGUUACUGAAAAAAAGCUUCCCUCUCCCUUUGCCAAAGAGAUGUCCCCAUAGUUAGAUAUGACAUGUAAAGCAUUCAAUGUUUGCUUCCUUUAGUUAACAACAAAAAGAUUGUAGACAGCUUUAGAAGCAGGUGAAGAUGUACAUAUUUGUAUGUUUUUUCUUCUUUUUUUUUCUUCUUAGGCCACGUUGAUU
This is a messenger RNA of Branchiostoma floridae (Florida lancelet), 3497 nucleotides long. Its product is annotated as small G protein signaling modulator 3 homolog. Bases 154 to 2547 code for a protein of 797 amino acids. The record is from RefSeq and is a predicted model, not a curated record. Gene Ontology annotation, molecular function: protein binding. The transcript is spliced from 27 exons. Lineage: Eukaryota; Metazoa; Chordata; Leptocardii; Amphioxiformes; Branchiostomatidae.